AUGGUCGUUGGAUUAAGAGUAAACGGGUUGAAAUCAUACUUUAAUAGUUUUGUUGAAUCAUCAAAGAAAAAAUUCAUUGAGCCAAAUCCCAUUGAUAAAGAUAUGGAACAUUUUCCACAAAUUACUAAUGAAGGUUUAGAAUAUCUAGGCUUUUUUCUCGUUGUUCCUGCAAUAAUCAGACAUACUCUCUUAAAAAAGAAGAAUGAUGCGGCGUUUGAGAAUAGAAAGCAAACUUUUGAUCUCUUAACAAAGAUUAUUAAUCAUCGACGAAAGGAAAUUGAGCAGACUUCGAUUCACGAAGAAUUAAGAUAUGACAUGUUAACAUUAUUGAUCACAACGAAUACUGAACGGGAGCUUAUCGAUCAAAAAAGUGUUGAAGAGGAACAUUCCAAACCUUUAACUAAUGAUCAGAUUAGUCAAAUUUUACUUGAGGCAAUUUCUGGUGGAAUUGAUACAUCCUCGAAUGCAUUAUGUACUGUCGUAUAUUAUUUGGCUCAUUACCCUGAGGUAUUGGCUCGUUUGCGACAAGAACUAGAUACAAUCUUUGGUUCCGAGAAAGAUCGACAAAUCACGAUGGAAGACCUUUCGAAAAUGCGUUACGCGGAAGCUAUAUUCUACGAAUGUCUAAUAUGGUGCUCCAAUUCAAUCCUUAACAAUGAUUUUGUGUUAAAACCCUUUGACCUAAUUUCAUUAGCUUUACCGAGAGCCGUAACUUCGCUAACUUUGUUAAUGGAUGAAGAGAAUGGUCAAGAUAUGGAAGAAAAGAGUAAAUGUUUGGAAAUAGUGAGUAAAGCUGUGAUACUUACCGAUGCUAAAUUUUCUCAAUAG
Molecule: messenger RNA, 828 nt
Organism: Funneliformis mosseae
Lineage: Eukaryota; Fungi; Glomeromycota; Glomeromycetes; Glomerales; Glomeraceae
Source: the annotation of a GenBank genome assembly